CAGGGGAGGACGAAGGAGCUCCUUUUUCCUUCAACUUUCACUUGGGUUUGGAUGUUUUUGCUUGCUGUUUUUCUUAGUUUUCUAUGGACUUUUGCUGACAAACCGGAUAUAUAUCACUCAUUAUCUAUUUUUUGUGUCAUUUUUCUUUGAGGAUGAAAGCAUCUUGAACACCCCGCUCAGAAUGUUUGGAGGAGCUCUCGCCCGCGGUGCGCGCGCCCCCGACGCAUCCAUGACGAGCCUUUUGAACCAAAGCGACUUGUGGCAGGCGAUCAACGACUCCUGGUCCAACCUGAGCGUCCUCAGCGGGCCGAACCAGACGAACCCCCUGAAGAGGAACGAGGAGGUGGCCAAGGUGGAGGUGACCGUGCUGGCCCUGGUGCUCCUCUUGGCGCUGAUGGGCAACCUGUGCGUCCUGGUGGCCAUCCACGGCGUCAAACACUCCCAGUCCCGCAUGUACUACUUCAUGAAGCACCUGAGCAUCGCCGACCUGGUGGUGGCCGUCUUCCAGGUGCUGCCCCAACUCAUCUGGGACAUCACCUUCCGCUUCUACGGCCCGGACCUGCUGUGCAGGCUGGUCAAGUACCUGCAGGUGGUGGGCAUGUUCGCCUCCACCUACAUGCUGGUGCUCAUGUCCGUGGACAGGUGUCUCGCCAUCUGCCAGCCUCUGCGCUCCUUGCACCGCAGGAAGGACCGCGUCUACGUGGUGUUCUCCUGGAUCCUCAGCAUGCUCCUCAGCGUGCCGCAGAUGUUCAUCUUCUCCCUGACAGAGGUGGGCUCGGCCGGCUCCGGAGUGUACGACUGCUGGGGGGACUUCGUGGUGCCGUGGGGCGCCAAGGCGUACAUCACGUGGAUCAGCCUGACCGUCUACAUCAUCCCGGUGGCGGUCCUCAGCGUGUGCUACGGCCUGAUCAGCUUCAAGAUCUGGCAGAACUUCAAGCUGAAGACCAGGAGGGAGCAGUGCAUCAGCUUGGCGCCCAAAGGCGGGAAAAGUGGCACCACGUUGGCGCGCGUCAGCAGCGUCAAACUCAUCUCCAAGGCCAAGAUGACCACCGUCAAGAUGACCUUCGUCAUCGUGCUGGCCUACAUCGUCUGCUGGACCCCCUUCUUCUCCGUGCAGAUGUGGUCCGCCUGGGACCCCGCGGCCCCCCGUGAAGCCAUGCCGUUCAUCAUCUCCAUGCUGCUGGCCAGCCUCAACAGCUGCUGCAACCCUUGGAUCUACAUGUGCUUCGCGGGUCACCUCUUUCAAGACUUUAGGCAGAACUUCUUCUGCUGCUCUGCGCGCUACCUCAAGUCCUCGCGGUGCCGCUGCGAGCACGACUUGGACUCCAGUCACAAGAGCAACUCGUCUACCUUUGUCAUCAAGAGCACGAGCAGCCAGAGGAGCAUCACACAGACGUCCAGCACAUGACUUCCUCUGAGGCUGCACAUUGGACACAAUGAUGGCAUGUACAGUAAUAGGUAUUUUCUAAGUAACUGUGGACCGAGCCAGCAUUUCUCUUGAUGAUUUUUCCUGAUCUUUGAUGUACAAAGUGUAUACAGACACAACAUUAGGUACAGCUGCACACAUUUUUAUCCUUAUUGGAUGUAAUAAUUGGAUGCAUCACUUUGGCAUCAUAAAACAUCCUUGGGUAAAUUAAGUAAUUUCAUGACAUUGCUUAUUCCGUUGUAAGGUAAUUGUUUAUGUGUGAUCAUCGCCUCUCAAGUGCUUUCUUGCAACCAUGUAAACAUACAUAUACUGUACUGUAUAUAUGUAAACAUAUGAAGUCUGUCACUGGCAAUGGAAAAUAUGAUGAAGACAAUAAAGUGCAUCUCAGGUUGUUUGACCACAUAA
This is a messenger RNA of Nerophis ophidion (straightnose pipefish), 1831 nucleotides long. It is a transcript of the gene oxtra, whose product is annotated as oxytocin receptor a. Lineage: Eukaryota; Metazoa; Chordata; Actinopteri; Syngnathiformes; Syngnathidae. The coding region runs from base 182 to 1408 and encodes 408 amino acids. Gene Ontology annotation, molecular function: peptide binding; vasopressin receptor activity; oxytocin receptor activity. Gene Ontology annotation, cellular component: membrane. The record is from RefSeq and is a predicted model, not a curated record. The transcript has 2 exons. Gene Ontology annotation, biological process: regulation of systemic arterial blood pressure by vasopressin; maternal process involved in parturition; G protein-coupled receptor signaling pathway.